Molecule: messenger RNA, 3433 nt
Organism: Gastrolobium bilobum
Lineage: Eukaryota; Viridiplantae; Streptophyta; Magnoliopsida; Fabales; Fabaceae
Product: COP1-interactive protein 1-like
Exons: 7
Coding region: 1-3321 (1106 amino acids)
Source: RefSeq, a predicted model, not a curated record
AUGAGCUGGCUGGCUUUGAAAGAGAAGCAACUUAAUGAACGAUCGAAUGAGCUCUCUUCAAAAGAGAAGCAACUUAAUGAACGACUGAUCAAUUUAAAGAACCUGGCUUUGAAAGAGAAGCAACUUAACAAACGAUCGAAUGAGCUCUCUUCAAAAGAGAAGCAACUUAAUGAACGACUGAAUGAGCUUUCUUCAAAAGAGAAGCAAUAUGGAGACCAAGUGAAGGAGCUCAAGUCAAAAGAGAGACAAUUCGAAGAACAAGUGAAGGAGCUUGAAUCAAAAGAAAAGCGAACUGAAGGACGAGAAGAUGGGCUUAAGUUAAAAGAGAAGCAACUUGAAGGGCUAGAGCUGGAGCUCAAGUCAAGGGAGAAGCAAUUUCAAGGUGAAGUGAAGGAGCUUGAAUCAAAACGGAAGCAUUUUGAAGGCCAAGUAAAGGAGCUUGAAUCAAGAGAGAAGCAAUUUGAAGGGCGAGUAAAGGUGCACGAGUCAAAAGAGAUUAAGUUUGAAGUGCGAGUGAAGAAGUUCGAGUCAAAAGAGAAACAGUUUGGAGUUCAAGAAAAGGAGCUUGAAUCAAAACAAAAGCAUUUUGAAGGCCAAGUAGAGGAGCUCAAGUCAAGAGAGAAGCAACUACAUGGUCAAGUGAAGGAGCUUGAAUCAAAACUGAAGCAUUUUGAAGACCAAGUAAAGGAGUUCAAGUCAAAAGAGAAGCAGUUUCAAGGUCAAGUGAAGGAGCUUGAAUCAAAACGAAAGCAUGUUGAAGGUCAAGUAAAGGAGCUGGAGUCAAAAGAGAAGCAGUUUCAAGGUCAACUGCAAGAGCUUGAAUCUAUACAGAAGCAUAUUGAAGGCCAAGUAAAGGAGCUCGAGUCAAAAGUGAAGCAAUUUCAAGGUCAAGUGAACGAGCUUGAAUCAAUACAGAAGCAUUUUGAAGGCCAAGUAAAGGAGUUUGAUUCAAAAGAGAAGCAAUUUCAAGGUCAAGUGAAGGAGCUUGAAUCAAAACAGAAGCAUUUUGAAGGCCAAGUAAAGGAGCUUGAGUCAAAAGAGAAGCAGUUUCAAGGCCAAGUAAAGGAGUUUGACUCAAAAGAGAAGCAGUUUCAAGGUCAAGUGAAGGAAUUUGAAUCAAAACAAAAGCAUUUUGAAGGCCAAGUAAAGGAACUUGAGUCAAAAGAGAAGCUGUUUGUAGGCCAAAUGAAGGAUCUUGAGUCCAAAAAGAAUCAAUUUGAAGGGAGCUCGAGUCAAGAGAGACAGUUUGAAGGACAACUAAGGGAACUUGAUUUAAAAGAGAAGCAAUAUGAAUCAUUUGAAGAGGAAAAAGUGUUGAUCAAGAAGUCCAAUAUCCUCCUUCAUCAAGUAGAGACUGAGCAGCUGUAUUUUAAAGAUGCUGACAGUGUAAGCAACAGCAAGGAUUUACAAUUGCUUUUUAAUCUUCUGAAAAAAUAUGAGUUGCUGUGUAGUCAAGUCUCUGAUGUUCUUCACACAUCAGCUGACCCUGCUAAGUUGGUGCUAGAUACAAUAAAAGGUUUUCAUUCUCCUCAAUUGAGGCAAGAACUUAUUGAAUAUGAUGCAAAUAUUUUAAGGAGAAUAUGCAGUAGUUUUUUGAUGGAUGAAUUAAAGAAGUCUUCACCAGUAACUAGUUUGCAUGUGAAACAAGAAGCUAUGAAAUUGGCAAGUGACUGGAAGGUGAAUAUAGCUGCAGGUGAUAAGGAUUGUUUGGGGGUCCUAGAUUUUUUGAAGUUUGUUGCUACUUAUGAGAUUGGUUCAUCUUUCAAUGAAAAUGAACUUCAGAAUCUUCUAGACAUAAUUGCCCACCAUUGUCAGACUCCACAAGCCCUUGGUUGUAUUGAAAAACUACAAGAUAAUCAAAUAAGUCCGACCAUUGAUGGAAGAGAUUUGCAGUUGCUCUCUGAUGAGCAAACAAAUGAGUCUGAGUUGAUUGACAACGAAAUUUCUGUUCAUCUCCAAACAUCAUUAGAUCCAGCAAAACUCGUUUUGGAUAUAAUACAGAACCCUAUUGUUCCACAGAAUAGGGAGGGAAACGAAGGUGUAAUGAUUGACGGGAGUCACAUCUUUCUUUUAGAACAGCUGAUGAGAAUGUCACCACGUAUUGAACCUCAUGUAAGAGAAGAGGCAAUGAAGCUAGCACUUGAUUUGAAAGCUAACAUGAGAGCUAAUACUGAAAAUUCUUUGGUGGUUUUGGGUUUUCUACUGCUCUUGUCUGUUUAUGGAUUAGUUUCUUAUUUUAAUGAAGAUGAAGUUUUAAAGCUUUUUGAAUUUGCUGCACAACACAAGCAAGCUGUUUCGCUGUUUCGGACCCUUGGUUUUGUGGAUAAAAUCUCUGAUUUUGUUCAGAAUCUUGUCCAGAACCAGCAGCAUAUUGAAGCUGUUAGAUUCAUUUGUGCAUAUAAGUUGGCUUACAAGAUCCAACCAGUUGAUCUAUUGCGACAACAUAUGCUGAAAGCUAAACUGAUUUCCAAGAGAAUUUGCCGUAAAAAAAAGUCCAUUGAAAAAAAGGUUAUGGGCAGAGAUAAAGAAAUUGCUAGUCUGGAAACUAUUCUACAGUGUAUUUCAGAUAACAAUCUAGAAUCUCAAGACCUAGUUAAUGAGAUUCAAGAUCGCAUUCUUGUGCUAGAACAGAUAAAGGAAAAUAUUGUUCUUUCUGCAUCAGAGCCUUCCUCCAAAGUUGCAAUUACUUGGCCUGCUAAUGAAGCAGUCACCAAGAAUCAAGUUAAAAAAGUGGAACAACCUGGAGAAAAGAAACCUGCUAAUGAAGCAGUCACCAAGAAUCAAGUUAAAGUGCAACAACCUGGACGAAAGAGACCUGCUAAUGAAGCACUCUCCAAGAAUCAAGUGCAACAAGAUGGAAAUAAGAAACCUGCUAAUGUAGCAGUCACCAAUAAUCAAGUUAAAGUGCAACAACCUAAAGAAAAGAAACAUGCUAAUGAAGCAGUCACUAAGAAUCAAGUGCAGCAACCUGGAGAAAAGAAACCUGCAAGUGAAGCAGUUACCACGAAUCAAGUUCGAGUGCAACAACCUCAAAAAAAGAAACGUGCUAUUGAAGCAGCCCCCAAUGAUCAUCAAGUACAACAGUGGGGUAACAACAGCAAACGUCCUCGGACUGCUGUGCCUUCCGUCUUCCCUCCUCAACACAAUCCAGUAUUUAUGCCUGGCAAUGAAAGAGGUAUAAUACCUAGACCUAGUGGAAUACCUGCACAAUUUAGGCCACCCCCGAACUAUGGUUUUCCCAAUCCUAUAGGUGCAGAAUGGCGUGGAAAUACUGGAACAAACUACUUUGGUAACUCCCGGCCUUAUCCUCCUUUUAGAUGACCCACGUGAAUACAAUAAAGGGUUAAUUCUUUGUAGUUUUAAAUUACAUAAUUUUGUGUCAUUUUUAAUAAAAUUAUCGUUGUUUUUUGGUAUUUAAUUUAAUAAUGUAUAU